Messenger RNA from Geodia barretti, 213 nucleotides. The record is from the annotation of a GenBank genome assembly. Lineage: Eukaryota; Metazoa; Porifera; Demospongiae; Tetractinellida; Geodiidae.
CUGCUCAGAGGAGAUCACUCAUGGACCCCAAAAAAAUCGCCAAUUUCUCGCUGUGACCCCGUAUCAUCCAGGCAAAACUGCCUGGCCCCUGGGGAAGAGACCUAUCACACCAUCAUCCAGGAAUGGCCACCCACUCCGAGUCCGGAGAGCUCUACGCCAGCUUUGUGUGUGAUGGGAGGGUUCAUGCAGCCACAGGCGUCACGGCAGGUGAUG